Molecule: messenger RNA, 653 nt
Organism: Cotesia glomerata
Lineage: Eukaryota; Metazoa; Arthropoda; Insecta; Hymenoptera; Braconidae
Exons: 2
Coding region: 1-621 (206 amino acids)
Molecular function (GO): zinc ion binding
Source: RefSeq, a predicted model, not a curated record
AUGAAAAUUACGUUACAAGAAAUUUGCAAAUUUGCUUGCACAAAACCAAGCAAUAAAAAUUUCGUUGGUGGUGAGAGUGUUUUAAAUGCUGGACAUGUGAUAAAGUGUGGGCAAGUACCAAAUAGUGAUUGUAAUAAUAUAAGUAUUUUGGCUUUUUGUUUACAAACAUCUCAUAUUAAAGACAAUCCGCAUGAAAUAACAGGUGAAAUAAUACAAGACGGUCGAAUAAUUGGAAUGAGUUGUUCAUGUAAGGCUGGUUUAAGUGGUAUAUGUAAACAUGUCGUUGCAGUAUUGCUCUAUUGUAACCGAAAUGAUUUGGAGAGCUUGCAAAUGAUCACUUGCACUGAUAAAAAGUGCGUAUGGAACGAACCUCAUAAAUCGUCAUUAGAAAAAUAUGAAGGCAAGCCAUUGGACCAACAUGAGUGUUUUUCAUUAUCAAUAAAAAAAAAUUUAAAAGCCAAAAAUCGAAAAAAAAAAAGUAACGAGACUAAAGCUAACGAUGACGACACUAAAUCCAAGGAUGUCAAUGAAAAUUCCCAGUUAUCUGAAGAGCAAAAUACUCAAUUAAGAAAUUUAAUGGUUGCUAGACUUGGGUCUUCUGCUUUAGCUUUACACAUGUAAAUUUUUUACAAGAUUUUUAUUUGUAUAUAAUA